Molecule: messenger RNA, 678 nt
Organism: Necator americanus (New World hookworm)
Lineage: Eukaryota; Metazoa; Nematoda; Chromadorea; Rhabditida; Ancylostomatidae
Exons: 8
Coding region: 1-678 (225 amino acids)
Source: RefSeq, a predicted model, not a curated record
AUGCCGACAGCUCGAAGAUUUCGUCUACAGGAAACCCAGGAACAUCCAGUGCACUGUGGUGGGCGGCAACUAGAUCCGGGUCUUAACGAACGGCUUAGUCGCACGGAUAAGCCUCAUCCGCUGAAAAUACAAAACCUAGCCGCUGGAUGGGCAAAGUCAGUGCUCUUCUUCCAGAACGAGAGGGAUUGCGACGAUGAGAAGUCAUUGGAUACGCUUUUGUCCGAAGCUGCCCAUCAGAAUAUCGUGAUCAUUAUUUUGUUUGAAAAAAGUUCAGCUGGAGAAUCAUGUGGGACCAUUUGUUUAAUUAAAGUGUUUCAUCCAAUGGACAGCCGCUCACCAAUCAUUAUCGCCGUGCAGUUGGGUCCUACGUUGAAUCGAUGUUUCAUCGCUUCACCGCAUCCAUUUCCGUUCAAGCUUUGUGUGGAUUUAGAACUGUGUUGCAUGCUCAACACGAGAUGCAUGACAACGCCUACAGAUGCACUGGAAUACGGAUAUCAAUCGAUAAAUUCUAAAGGAAGUAUUCAAGUUUUGUCACCAGCACGUUUAUUUUUGCAGUCAGUAAUAAGCUCUUGUUGUCGUCCUUCGUAUUCCAGUGAACUAGAAUUAUACGACUUAAUUUUAAUGGUAUUGGCGCCAGUAGAAUACCUUCUUCGAUGUGAAAAAAGCAGAAAACAGUAG